This is a messenger RNA of Erigeron canadensis, 2655 nucleotides long. RefSeq lists its product as uncharacterized. The transcript has a single exon. NCBI's taxonomy places the organism in Eukaryota, Viridiplantae, Streptophyta, Magnoliopsida, Asterales, Asteraceae. The record is from RefSeq and is a predicted model, not a curated record. Bases 75 to 2438 code for a protein of 787 amino acids.
CACAAAGCACAUCCUCAAUUUUUCACUUAUCAACAAUCUUUCAUAAUCUAUACUUCUAAAAACUUCAAGAUUUGAUGCAUAUUUCACUUUGGAAGCCCAUUCUUUCUCACUGUUCUUUUUUAGUUUUUGAUAAAAAGAACAGGAAAAAAGAUGGGCCUCAUCAUUCCAUUCAAGAAAUCAACAGAAAUCCAUCUGUACUUAGAAAAUUACAAGAAAAUAUACUCAAAGAUGCACUUGAACAAGCUUCUGAAGAUGGGUGUCUCAUUAAGUCUCGAAAUAUCGAUUCUUUAGAAUGUAUUGAUAUUCAAGAUAAGAGCUUGGGAAGAUCAAGAUCUUUAGCAACAUUACAAGCUCAAAAAGACUUCCUGCAGGCUACUUCUUUAGCUGCUGAAAGAAUAUUUGAGGUAAUAGAUUCAAUACCUGGAUUUAAUGAAGCGUUUUCGAAGUUUUUGACAAUGUAUCCCAAGUAUAAAUCUUCUGAAAAGAUUGAUCAGUUAAGAAUUGAUGAGUAUUCACAUUUGGCUGAAUCAUUUUCUAAGGUAUGUCUUGAUUAUUGUGGAUUCGGGUUGUUUUCGUUUUUACAAACUGUUAAUUCUUGGGAAUCUUCAACUAUUGGCUUAACUGAAAUAAGUGCAAGUUUAAGUAAUCAUGCUCUUUAUGGUGGUGGUGAGAUGGGAACAGUUGAACAUGAUAUAAAGACUAGGAUUAUGGAUUACUUGAACAUUCCUGAAAAUGAAUAUGGGCUUGUUUUUACUGUUAGUAGAGGUUCUGCUUUUAAACUUUUAGCUGAAUCGUACCCUUUUCAUACGAAUAAGAAGUUGUUAACAAUGUUUGAUCACGAGAGCCAGUCAGUUAAUUGGAUGGCUCAAAGCGCGAAAGAGAAAGGAGCAAAGGUUCAUAGUGCUUGGUUUAAAUGGCCUACACUUAACCCAUGUUCAGCCCAUCUUAAAAAAGUGAUUUUAAACAAGAAAAAGAGGCGAAAGGAUUCAGCUACUGGGCUUUUCGUGUUUCCUGUUCAGUCUAGAGUUACGGGUGCUAAGUAUUCGUAUCAGUGGAUGGCUAUGGCUCAACAAAACAAUUGGCAUGUGUUACUUGAUGCAGGUGCAUUGGGCCCGAAAGAUAUGGACUCACUCGGGUUAUCUUUGUUUAGGCCAGAUUUUAUUAUCACAUCUUUUUAUAGAGUUUUUGGGUUUGACCCAACUGGAUUCGGAUGUCUUCUUAUCAAGAAAUCGGUUAUUGGAAGCCUUCAUCACCAAUCUGGUCAUGCUGGUUCAGGUAUUGUGAAGAUUAGUCCUGUUUUUCCUCUUUACUCGGGUGAUUCCAUAGAUGGAAUUCCGGGUUUGAGUGGAGCUGAAGAUGUUGAAGUAGAUGGAAAAGGGGAAUGGGUAUCAGAAAGCCGGCCCAAAACUCAGUUACCGGCCUUUUCAGGUGUGUAUACUCCUUCUCAGGUGAGGGAUGUAUUUGAAACCGAAAUGGAUCAUGGUAACGGGUCAGAUAAAGACGGAGGCAGCUCUGCCUUUGAAGAAACAAGUACUUUUUCCAUUGGUGAGGUUAUGAAAAGUCCUGUUUUUAGUGAAGAUGAAUCAUCUGAUACUUCGGCAUGGAUUAGUUUGGGCCCAAGUCCUGUUUUAAACAGGAAUGUGAGUAAACUUCAAGUAGAAAAUGGAAGGAAUGUGGAGAGUCAAGAAAUAGAAGAAUGUGAAGCAAAUGUACCAAAUGGAAAUGGAAGCGCGCUUAUACAAAGAGAAACUGAAGGUGACUUCAGAUUACUUCAAGGAAGAGGAGAGAGUAAGCAGGUAUCGUUUAGAUUGGACAAAGACGAAAACUUUACAUUUUCUCAACCUCUAGAGUAUGAAGAUGAUGAUUACGAGGGGCUAGAAUUUGAAUCGGAUAGAAGGGAGCCCGAGAUUUCAUGUAGACAUCUUGAUCAUGUUAACAUGUCAGGUCUCAACAAGACCACUUCAAGGUUGCGUUUUUUGAUCAAUUGGCUUGUAACUUCGUUACUUCAACUGAGAUUACCGGGCUCAUACGGGUCAAUCCCACUGGUUCACAUUUACGGGCCCAAAAUAAAGUAUGAAAGGGGUGCAUCUGUGGCUUUUAAUGUUAGAAACAGAAGCAAGGGUCUAUACAGUCCUGAAAUCGUCCAAAAGUUAGCUGAAGCAAAUGGAAUUUCUGUUGGUGUAGGGAUACUUAGUCAUGUAAGGAUCAUACAUAACCAAGGGCCUAUUGAUCUUGCUGAUACAACCCUAUGCAGACCGAUGGACGGUGAGAAACAUAAUGGAGUUGGGUUUGUUCGAGCUGAGGUUGUCACUGCCUCUCUAGGCUUCUUGACUAACUUUGAAGAUGUGUACAAAUUAUGGGCUUUCGUCGCAAAGUUCCUCAAUCCAUCUUUUACUAGAGAGUGUGGACUUUCGUCUGUCGUUCAAGAUGAAAGCUAACGAUUUGUGCAGAAAAAAACAGCCUGUUUGGUGCACCAUUCGAUUUUAUUUUAUUUUUAUCUAGCAUACUCUUGGUGCAAGUGUGUAUUUUAUGAAGAGAAAGUUGUUAGGCUUGUUUGGUAUUUGGUAAGAGUUAGCUUAGAAGCUUUAUUCAUGAAGUUAAAACAGAAUAGAUUAUAUAUAUGAUGGGUUCACUAUGUAUUUGUAUACUGCUAUA